Messenger RNA from Thermothielavioides terrestris NRRL 8126, 1452 nucleotides. Its product is annotated as squalene epoxidase. The record is from RefSeq and is a predicted model, not a curated record. Gene Ontology annotation, biological process: ergosterol biosynthetic process. Bases 40 to 1452 code for a protein of 470 amino acids. Gene Ontology annotation, molecular function: flavin adenine dinucleotide binding; squalene monooxygenase activity. Lineage: Eukaryota; Fungi; Ascomycota; Sordariomycetes; Sordariales; Chaetomiaceae. Gene Ontology annotation, cellular component: endoplasmic reticulum; membrane. The transcript has 3 exons.
CCCGAAACUCAGCAAAUCCGUUUCCGCAUCGCGGCAGCAAUGCCGCCCGCCUUUGACGUGCUCGUCGUCGGCGCGGGCGUUGCUGGAUGCGCCAUUGCGACCGCCUUCGCACGGCAGGGUCGACACGUCCUCGUGGUGGAAAGGAACCUCGCCGAGCCCGACAGAAUCGUGGGCGAGCUGCUCCAGCCCGGCGGCGUGGCUGCCAUCGCCGCGUUGGGCCUGAGCCACUGCUUGGACGGCAUCGAGGCGACGCCCGUCAAAGGCUACCAUCUCUUUUGGAAGGACGAACAGGCCGCCUUUUGGUUCUGCCCCUUUUCCGGCUCCAACAAUCGCGUCCUCGAUACGCCUGGCUCCAAGCCUAUCCCGCCAACCGGGCGGAGUUUCCACCAUGGGAAGUUCAUUGAACGCCUCCGUGCUUCUAUUGCCGCGGAACCUAACGUUACGCUCUUGGAGGCAACCGCCUUGGAGCUGCUCAGAGAUGAGACGACGGGCGCAGUCGUCGGAGCGGCGUGCGCGCGCACGGGAGAUUCACCCGCGAAGCACUACGCAUCUCUGACCGUCCUGGCCGACGGCUCUUGUUCCAACUUCAGGUCGCUGUUUACCCCCCACCGACCGAAGGCUCAGUCGCGAUUCUGGGGCCUCGAGCUCGUGGACGCUCGUCUCCCCCGGCACGGCUACGCAUUCGCGGUUCUGGGGCAAGGCCCGCCAAUCUUGAUGUACCAGAUCGGCGCUCGAGAAACUCGCAUUCUGAUCGACAUUCCCCACGACAAACAACGCCAACUCAGGACGACUGCAUCGGUCAGGCGGUACAUCCAACAGCACGUCGUGCCGAUCGUUCCCGAAUCUGUCCGACCCAGUCUCGAGAAGGCCGCCGCGCAAGGGCGCCUUCGGAGCAUGCCCAACGCAUGGAUGCCAGCGAGUCGAAGUGCGGUGCCCGGGCUAGUCAUGCUGGGCGACGCCGCCAACAUGCGACACCCAAUCACUGGCGCCGGCAUGACUGUAGCGCUCAAGGAUGCAGUUCUGCUCUCCCAACUGCUGAGUCCCGAGAAAGUUCCAUUUCUGGGUAACUCCGGGGCUGUGCGGAAGGCAGUCCGCGGCUUUCACUGGCGGAGGAAGGCCCACAGCGCCACUCUGAACAUCCUCGCCCUGGCGCUCUACCUCCUGUUUGUCUCCGAAGAUCCAUCCCUGAUCAUCAUGCAACGGGGCUUCAUCCGCUACGUCCAAGAAGGGGAAAAGAACUUCGCCGAGCCUGCAUGGCUGAUGGGCGGCCUUGUCGAUAGCCCUUUCCUCCUGUUUUACCAUUUCUUCAUGGUGGCCCUCUAUAGCAUCCGCUUACAUCUCGGGCAGGCCGGCUGGCUCGGCGUUCCCAAGGCGGUGCUGCAGUCGACGCUGGUGUUCGCGUCCGCUGUCGGAAUCAUCUGGCGGCCUAUCGUUGACGAGUUGCGCCAGUAG